Mugil cephalus (flathead mullet) is the source of this 875-nucleotide messenger RNA. RefSeq names its product transcription factor BTF3-like. The transcript is spliced from 6 exons. The coding region runs from base 120 to 608 and encodes 162 amino acids. The record is from RefSeq and is a predicted model, not a curated record. Gene Ontology annotation, cellular component: cytosol; nascent polypeptide-associated complex. Lineage: Eukaryota; Metazoa; Chordata; Actinopteri; Mugiliformes; Mugilidae.
UUAAAAAAAAUAACCGUAGACAUCCGGUAAGUUAGGCAUCUGAGUGCGUCACUUCCUGUGUUCCCUCCUUUCUCCGAGCCUCUGUCGACUGUGUGAUCCGCGUGUUUACACACUCCCAGAUGAAGGAGUCAAUAAUGAACCAAGAGAAGCUUAACAAACUGCAGGCGCAGGUCCGCAUAGGAGGCAAGGGUUCAGCCCGCAGAAAGAAGAAGGUGGUGCACAGAACAGCCACAGCAGAUGACAAGAAGCUGCAAUUUUCCCUCAAGAAACUCGGAGUCAACAACAUCUCUGGAAUUGAGGAGGUGAACAUGUUCACUAACCAGGGCACAGUGAUCCACUUCAAUAACCCCAAGGUUCAGGCAUCCUUGGCCGCCAACACCUUCACAAUCACAGGCCACGCUGAGAACAAGCAGCUCACAGAGAUGCUCCCAGGAAUCCUAAACCAGUUGGGAGCUGACAGCCUUACAAGCCUCAGGAGACUGGCAGAGAGCCUCCCCAAACCAGCUGGAGAGAGCAAAGCCCCCAUGGCUGCUGUUGAAGAGGAAGAUGAUGAGGUUCCAGAUCUCGUUGAAAACUUCGAUGAGGCGUCUAAGGACGAGGCAAACUAACAAGCAUCUCAGAGCCCCUCUCGACUCACUGUACUCCAACACCGCAACAACUUGCUCAUCCGUUAUUUUGCGUCUUCAAACAGAUGUAAAAUCAACUUUUAAUACCAGCUGUUACUUGUUCUGCAGUACAAGUGAAAUUUUAUUUAAUUCAGUGGAAUGUGCACACCCUUUCUCUUUCUCACGCUGCCUGUCAUGCAUUGUGAUGCCCACGCAUCCAAAAUGUAUGGGUGGAAUUAAUCUUGUAAUAAAGAUUACAUUUGAAUUUUU